AUGGGCAGCAUUCGUCGGCACAAGAAUGCGAUGAGCGCUCUGCUGGCCGAGUUCUACGACAAGCCCAAUAACAAUCUCGAGUUUGGCGACGAGUUCGACGACUAUCUGCUCAACAAAAAGCGGCGCGAGGACGAGGGCAGCGCCGGCGGCAUGUGUCAGAGCGUUGUGCGCUAUGCCCGCCCACAAAAAGCCAAAGCCGCCUCCGGCGAAUGGAAGUUUAUUGUCAACACGGGUCAGCACACACAAACGCUGCGGCUGGAGAAGUGCAGUAAUCCUGGCGAAAGCUGUUCGUAUCUGGCGCAAACGUAUCGCUCGCACUGUGCGCAGGUCUACAACUACCAUCGUCUGCUGAGCUGGGACAAGGUGCGUGGCCUGCAUGUGGAUAUAUUCAAAGUGCCCACCUGCUGCUCGUGCCAGGUGGACGGCUAUCGGCAGCAGUUUCCGCCGCUCUCAUCCAUCCAGGCCAAGGAGUACUCGCCGGCCGGCUACAAGGUGGCCAGCAAUGUCAAUGGCAAUGGGAACAGCAACGGCUACAGCACCAUUAACGAGGAGGAUCUGGACUACAACGACGAGAGCGACGAGGACGAUUUGGGGCUUAGCUAUGCGCCGUACAACAGUCGCGACAACAACGAGCUGAGCUACCUGAGCAGCAAGAAGGUGCGCUCCAAGCUGCCGGCACCAGCCAGCCACAAUGAGCCGCGCGUCGACAUCGAUCUGGAUCUGUCGCCCAGCGAGACACAGGCCGGACAAGAGGUAAACGUAUUUGGACCAACGCUGGCUGGGGAACAGCCGCGCGUGCCCAUCAAGCGCAAGCGUAUUUAUAGCUCCACCACCCACACAGCCGCAACCGUUGCCAGCGAAGCCGCAGGAGGAUCAGCUCGACUACGCAUACCCAUACACAUAUCCAAAUCACAGAGCACAGCCGCAGCCACAGCCGCAGCCGCAGCCACAGCCGGCAGUCUACCAGCCCGCACAGGAGCCGCAGCCGCAGUCGGUGUCGGUGCUGCCGCCCAUGCCCACCAAGCGUCUGCUGCAUCCAGCGCAACUGCAUCAUUUAACCCUGCCCUCGGCCAGAGUAAGCGCCACAACGCCGCGAGCAAGUCGCGACCACGUUUCUAUGCGCCCGCUGCGACGACGCCCGCAGUCGCUGCCACCUCGAGCCCAGGCAGCUCAGCGGCGCCACUACCGACCACCUACGUCCAGCAGAAGCAGCAGCAGCAGCAGUCGACGGCACUUCCACAGCCGCCACAUGUGAGCUUUACCUUUGGGGAUUUGGGCAUCAGCAACGGCAACGGCACGAGGCGCAUCAACUACAGCUACCAUCCCAUCAUAGAUUUCUUCGAGAAGAACAGACGCGCGGAGGCGACAACAGCCGAGGUUGAGCCGCAGCCGCAGCCGCAGUCUGAGCCAGAGGUGGUGGAGGUGGAGGAGGAUCAGCGCCUGGGCAUGGGCGUCUAUCAGCAUGCGAUGUCCGCCUCGCACGAGCGUCGCAUGGGCUUUGGCUUUGCGGCGACUGGUGCAGCUGGUGCUGGACGCUUUGGUUUUGCCAAUGACAAUGCAUGGCAGCCGCUGGUUGUGGCCCACUAA
Messenger RNA from Drosophila novamexicana, 1587 nucleotides. RefSeq lists its product as uncharacterized. Bases 1 to 1587 code for a protein of 528 amino acids. The transcript has 4 exons. Gene Ontology annotation, cellular component: extracellular region. Lineage: Eukaryota; Metazoa; Arthropoda; Insecta; Diptera; Drosophilidae. Gene Ontology annotation, biological process: central nervous system formation; innate immune response; regulation of Toll signaling pathway. Gene Ontology annotation, molecular function: Toll binding; growth factor activity. The record is from RefSeq and is a predicted model, not a curated record.